UAUAUUAUCUUAUUUGUAGUUUAGACAUCAAAGUACUAUAGAUUGAGCAUUAAUUUAGGGACGAUCGUCAACAACUGAAAGUUUUCGUUAAUAUUAAAGUGUAAUAGUUUUCGUAUUUGUUAAUUAAACAUUGUUAUAAAUAUGUUAUGAUCUAAUUGAUAGAUAUGAAAGAUAGAAAGAUGAGUUUCCCGAUACUGGUUUUAUUCCUGAUAAUUAAUUCGGGAAUGGUUCUUGGCGAAAUAACCAUAGAGACAAUCAAUUCGAAGGUAAACAUAUCAGGUCAGAAUCCCUACCUUUUGAAAAUGGACGAAAAUAAUAAUUCCUUCGAAAACAAAACGCAAUUGUUCAAAAUUAAAUACGACGAUGAUGAAAGUUGUACGACGUUAAAAGUGGAUUUUAUCGAACCCGCAACUUUCGAAAAUGAAAUUAAAGAUUGUGUAUUUUCUUCGUUACAAUCAUUCGAUUACGAAAAUUCCAACCAAAGAUCGUAUUUAUUUCAAAUAAUAUCAACGAAAAACGAAAACGAUAAAAUUGAUAUUCGUCUUAAAAUACAAAAUAUCGACGACGAACCACCUGUCGUAGGUUCGUUCAAAUGCGAAUUCGACGAAGAAACAGAUUACGACGUAUCGAGUACGAAUUGUGUAUCUACAGUAACAGAUCCUGAUGGGUGGUUGAAUGAAAUCAAAUUUCACGUCAUCCCCGGAACGAGCGGUAAUGAAAACGAAGACGAAAUAUUCAGUUUAGAGUUUCGUGAAACACCAGGGGACUUAUACAGUUCUCCGGUAUAUAUGUACCCAAAGGAGAAAUUGAAAUAUAAUCAAACUAAUUUUUAUAUAUUUUCCGUUACUGCUGAGGAUGGUGCCGGUCAUAUAUCAGAAGAAAACAGCGCCAUCAUCAACGUGAAUGAUUUAAGAAACACUUACCCAGUAUGGACUCUAUUAACCAAAUUCAAAGAAUUCCAAGAAGAACAAUCGCAAAGUUUCGAAGUCAAAGCUAUUGAUGGCGAUACUGGAAUCAAUGAAGACAUUUGCUACUAUAAAGUAAAAGAAGAUCUAUCUAAAGACUAUAUAUCCGUUGAUGAAAUUAGCGGUCGAGUAGAUGUUAAACCCAUCGAUAGAGAUGAAUACGAUCUAACUUUCUACAAAUGGGAAAUCGAGGCUUGCGUCUGCAAUUUAAACGGAUCGUGGUGUACAACUGACGAAGUGACUUUCGUUAUCGACGAUAUAGAUGAUAAUCCGCCGCAAAUAAUAAAAAACAUUUACAAGAACGGAUCGGAAGAAGUGUUCGAUCAGGACGAAGAGAAAAUCAUACAACUUUAUUAUCUUGAAAAUUACAGCGGUAGCUAUAAUUUUUCCACAACCAUAACUGAUAUUGAUACGGGAAUUAACGCGCAAUUCAAAGUUAAUCUUGAAAAAUACGGCGAGGAAAAAGAUAUCGAUUAUACAGAAGCUUAUAUGGUAGUACCAGGAGUUGGUUAUAGAACUGGAACAUUCCAAAUUAGCGUUAAAAAUAACGAGUAUCUAGAUUUCGAAGACGACGUUUGGAAAACCCACAAAUAUUACGUGGUGUCGAGAGGCGAUCAAAAUCCUGAGGAAAUGAACGAUAAAAUUCUGAUUAGCGUUAAUUUGAUAGAUUACAACGACGAGUAUCCCAUUUUCGAAGAAUCUUCAUAUUUUAAUAGCAUCAAUGAAACUGUACCACAAGGUUAUCACGUUAUCACAACGAGCGCUUCGGAUCGUGAUGCUGAAGAUACGACUCUCAAAAUGAAUAUAGUGGGAAGUUACGCUGAAGAAAGGCUAGAGAUCGAUUCUAAUGGGGUGAUUACGGUGAAAAAAGAUGGAUCUUUCGAUUACGACAUCUUAAAAUCUAUUUACUUUCAAGUUACCGCAACAGAUAAUGCCGAUCAUGUCACGUCAGUGCCGGUCACCAUCUAUAUUCUAGAUGUUAACAAUAAAGCUCCAGUCAUAGAUCCGGUGAUGCGUUUAUCCGUUGAAGAGAAUCAAAAAAACGGGGUUGCUUUAAACGUAACUAUAACAGCAUCGGACGUCGAUACUACAGCAAAUCUAAAAUCUUAUAUCAAUUGGGACGAAACUAAAGUUACGAAAACAAACAGUUAUAUCGAUAUUACCGACGAAAUAAGAGAAGCGAUGAAUUUCUUAAAAGUGGAAAGUACGCAAACGAAGAACGGUACAGGUUUGGAAAUCAAAUUGGUGGUAGCGAAUAAUAACGAGGAUAAUCCAAAUAAACCCGAUUUCGAAUUGUUCGAUACUCUAUAUCUAGCAAUAACAGUUGAAGAUCUUAACACUGAUCCAGAUUUCGAAGACCAACGGACAACUACAAGUACUAUACUUAUCAGUAUAACUGAUAUCAAUGACAAUCCACCUUCAUUUCCCGAUUCCAAUAACGUCGACCGAUCGGCAAUAGAAGCUGCAUCUAUAGGAGCCUCGGUGGGUUUCAUUAAAGCUAUUGACCUGGAUACAGUCAAUUCUGUUCUAUAUUAUUAUUGCACUGCUGAAGAGGAAAAAUAUGAUUGGGUUGAAGUGAACGAAACGUCGGGCGCACUAACCGUUAAAAACGAAGGAAUCGACGCAGAUAUACCGUUAUAUAAUUUUUCUUACAAAUGUUGGGCUUAUGAUGGAUUAUAUUUUUCCGAACCGUUAGAGGUACUAAUACAAGUAGUAGACACCAAUAGUAAAAAUCCAGUGAUAUCGGAAAUCGGUGUUUUAGAUGUUGAAGAAAAAUCCCCCCCAGAUACAAACGUAUCUUAUAUAUACACUUCAGAUAAAGAUAGAGAUGCCCCUUUCCAUACGGUAACGUGUAAAUUUCAAACUACCGAUGGUAAUAUCGAUACAACAUUGUGCGCUCAAAAUUUUUAUUUCACCGAAGACAACACUAUAAUGGUGACUAACGGAGGUGAUUCUUUAAAUAGAGAUAAAGGACCUGCCAAUUAUAGUUGCAGCAUCGAAUGUAUAGACAAUCAGUACAAUGAAAGAUCGCAAGGGAUAAGGAGAGAUACGAAAUCAUUUAUUAUUAUGUUAAAUGAUGUAAACGACAACGAACCAAAAUUAGUAACGAACGACUUAAGUUGUUCGGAAAAUUUAGACAAGAAUGAAAAUAUCGGUGAAAUUUGGGGUAAAGAUAUAGACGCCGGUAAAAACGCGGAAAUCGAUUUUACUAUUUUGAGUGUUAUUAACAAUGAAAACGGUAAAGAUUACAAAGAUUUAUUCGAAAUUGUCGAAGAGGAUGAUUAUGUUUUCAAUGCUACAAUCAAGCGAGUCCAUCUUGUCGCUACAGAUAACCUCAAAAAUCAUUAUGGAAAAUACGAAAUGCAAAUAAAUUUGAAAGAUAGAGGAGUAGAGCCUCUAGAGUCAAAUGGAACUAUCCAAUUAACUAUAAAUAAGUUCAACUACAAGUCUCCAGAAAUCAAAUUCCCAGUUGAUAAUGAAGUGUACAGGCUAUUUUCGUCGCAAACUCCUGGUGAGCCGCUGCGGAUGUUCAAGAGCGAAUCAAAUCUAUCGAACUUCCAAGCAACCGAUGGCGUAUCUGAAACAUGUUCGAAAUGGGAUGUUCGGUUUACUUUGGAUCAAAAUGAUGCUGAUAUUUUUCUGUUAACGCAAGGAGACAUCAAAUGCCAAAGCCAAUUGCAGAUAAAUGAUGAUUUCAGUUCAAAAGUUGUCUUACAAAACCGUUACCCGUUAACCAUCACGGCAUCUGUCAAAGAAGGUACGCAAGAAAAAGAUGAAGCUCCAUAUUCCAGCUCCGUUUCCAUAACAGUAAUUUUCUACGAUAACCAAUUUACACCGUCUUUCCCAGAAAAUAAAACUUGGAAACUUGAUUUAGUGGAGGCGAAUACGACACAAGUCGAGGAACUACCCUAUCCCGCUUAUUACGAUAUCGACGAUACGGGGUUACAAAUUUAUUAUUAUCUCGUUGGCGACGGUUAUAUAAAAAGUAUAAUUGACAUCGACGAACAUACCGGUACAUUAUCAGUUAUCGAAAAAUUUUAUUACGACGAUAAUCAAACUUUUCAAUUCCAAAUAUUGGCAUCCAACGACAGUACCAUUAGACCGUGUGAGGAUUCCACGUGCCUCGACGUACAAAUUACAGUUCUAAGUUCAAAUCGCAGAUAUCCAACAUGGAAAAAAUCUCCUUAUUUCGGAGCCGUUAUGCCCGAUUUUCUACCAAAUUCUUUAGUACUCACCGCACAGGCUCACGAUGAUGAUUACAUCGAUCAAGGCAAUUUAAUUUGCAAAAUAAUUAGCGACUUCGAAAGGGAUGGCGUCGGUAUAGAUAAUAUAGAUGAACCUUUCUAUUUAGAAUCCAGCAACGACGCGGGAAAAAUAUAUUUAAACUUCCGCGUGGAGACGUCUAUGAGUGGUUCAUUCAAAUUUAACAUUAGCGUCGAAGACCACCAAGAUCCAUGGCUACAAGGACCUCACAAGAGUGAAGCCAAUGUUACGAUUUUCAUAAUAACAUCAGAAAAUACAGUAGAUUUUAGAUUUUUAAAUGAAAAAACUGAAGUAUACGAUAGAGAAGUCGAAAUGUUGCAAAUAAUAACAGAAGUGAUUGGGUAUCAAGCUUAUACACAAACUAUAGAUGUUGAUCAAUCGGUUAGUGGUAUAACGGUUGCCCGUUUAUAUUUUAUUAAAAAUAACAACGAUUCUUUCACUUUGAUUAAUAGAGAAACUAUUUUGGGUAUUGUCGGAAAUGUUAAUAUUUAUGCUACUUUAUCGUCGAGGCUAAGAAAAGAACAACAACUUAUAUUAACGAAUUUCGAAUCGACUAACACGAAAACUAGUAAUACUGAGGCGGUUUUGAGAGCAUGGUUAACGGGAGUAGCAGUUAUUUUGGGUACUUUAGUACUCAUUCUAACGAUUACGUUAAUUUUGAAAAUUAGACAAUUAAAUCGAAGAAUUUCAAAAUUAACUACUAAAAAAUUCGGUUCUCAAGAUUCGGGAUUAAACAGAUUAGGAGUUACUGCACCUACGACUAAUAAACACACCAUAGAAGGUUCAAAUCCAGUUUAUAAAAAAGAAAACCUUAAAAAUAUGUCUGAUCUAGAUACUCGUAGUGUUAGGAGCGGCGAUUCCGAAUUGAUCGGCGUCGAGGAAAAUCCAGAAUUUGAUUACAAUUUCAAUUCACCAGAUAAAACGACGUAUUUGUGAAAACUGUUAUCAAAAUUAUCAAUAUGUGUUUAAUCAUCAAUUGGUACAUGAUUAAAUGAACAUUAUUCUUGUAAA
Molecule: messenger RNA, 5240 nt
Organism: Diorhabda carinulata
Lineage: Eukaryota; Metazoa; Arthropoda; Insecta; Coleoptera; Chrysomelidae
Product: protocadherin Fat 4-like
Exons: 30
Coding region: 165-5165 (1666 amino acids)
Biological process (GO): homophilic cell-cell adhesion
Cellular component (GO): plasma membrane
Molecular function (GO): calcium ion binding
Source: RefSeq, a predicted model, not a curated record